CAAGAAAAGUUAGCUGGUAGUUACAAUACAUUUAUUGAUCUCGGCUGGCCAUUACUUGGGGUUUCUUUCUCUCUGUUUCCCACUCAAGCUGUACCUUCCAUAUAACCGCCAACACCCACCUCUCUCUCCCUCUCUCUCACCAUUAACAAUCUUUUGUCAAUCUCACUUCUUUUAUUUCCUACUCUUGAUUAGCCUUUAGCCUUCACCCCUCACCCGCAAAAAUGGCAGCUAAGCAGAUCGUUGCCGCCGUUGUUGUCACCAUCUUUGUACUGACAUUCUGCAGCGGCACCAUGGCACAGGCGCCGGCACCUGAGCCAACUGCCGAGGCACCAAGCGCGGACUGUUUCACCAACUUGUUGAGCUUGUCGGACUGCUUGACGUACGUGGAGGCCGGUAGCAAUUUAACGAAGCCCGACAAGCCUUGCUGCCCAGAGCUGGCGGCGCUUGUAGAUAGCACUCCCCAAUGUUUGUGCUAUCUGCUGGAUAAGAAUGCCACUUCUAGCUAUGGGAUCAACAUUGACAUGAAAAGGGCUCUGAAUCUUCCCACUAUCUGCAAAGUUUCUACUCCUCCUGCUAGUCUUUGCUCAGUCAUCACUGGCGCCCCAGCUGAAAGUCCAACCGGAAAUGGAGGAUCUACGUCACCUGGUCUUGCCCCGCAAGGAUUAGCUGCCAGCCCUUCGAGUGGGAACAACAAUGGAGCUUCAAACAUUGCAGUCUCUGGUCUAGCUUCCCUUGUUGCCUUGGCAAUUACCUUUCUGCCCACACUUUUUGGGAUUUAAAUUCUUUUGCCAUGGUUGAACUUAGUUUCCUCCAUUAUUUAUAUACUGCUUUGUUCAGAUAUUCCGUGUCAAGUAUUAUUAUUAUUAUAUAUAUAUUUUUUGAGAGAGAGAGACUGUGUCUGGUACGUAAGUUACCAAUAACUUGUAGGAGUUUGUUAUGACAUUUAUUUCUUUAAGGCUGUACCAUUGUUCUUUGCAAACACCUUAUGGUUCUAGCUCUAUUAUCCAUUCAAUAUGUUUAAAUCCAA
Molecule: messenger RNA, 1027 nt
Organism: Theobroma umbraticum
Lineage: Eukaryota; Viridiplantae; Streptophyta; Magnoliopsida; Malvales; Malvaceae
Product: non-specific lipid transfer protein GPI-anchored 12-like
Source: RefSeq, a predicted model, not a curated record